AUGGCAGACUCGGAUGUGGUGGACCUCGAUUUAACCAUCGACAGUUUAGUUCCCAAAAGCCCUGAAAGGUUGGCUGAAGAAAAAAAAGAAAGUGGUAAUCAUUUGUACAAAUUCAAAAACUACAAGGGUGCCCUAACUAUGUAUGAUGAAGCUAUACAGUUGUGCCCAGACAAUGCAGCAUACUAUGGAAACAGAUCUGCCUGCUACAUGAUGUUAGGCAUGUACAAGAAAGCCUUAGAAGAUGCUCAGAAAGCUGUGUCUUUGGAUUCCACCUUCACAAAAGGCUAUAUUCGAAUGGCAAAAUGCUGUAUUGCUUUAGGUGAUCUGGCAGGAGUUGAGCAAGCUGUGCGCCGUGCUACAGAAUUAGGCGGUGCAGAGUGUGCAGCUAGCGAGCGUCGCGCACUUGAAGCUCUCCGCAAACUACAUGAAGAAGGGCAGCGUGCUAUGGAGGCCGCUGACUACCGCCGCGUGGUCUUCUGCAUGGACCGUUGUCUUGACUAUAGCCCUUCCUGCACUAAAGCAAAACUUACAAAAGCUGAAUGUUUGGCUAUGCUUGGACGUUGUCAAGAAGCUCAGGAAAUAGCAAAUGAUUCUUUACGCUUUGAUAGUUUUGAUACAGAGGCUAUUUAUGUGCGUGGUCUGUGCCUAUACUUUGAGGAUAAAGAUGAACAAGCUUUCAAGCACUUCCAACAAGUUCUACGUCUUGCCCCUGAUCACAAAAAAGCUAUGGAAACUUAUAAAAAAGCUAAACUACUUAAACAAAAGAAAGAAGAAGGUAAUGAAGCAUUCAAAAUGGGCAGAUGGCAACAAGCCCUGAGCUUGUAUAACGAAGCAUUGACUAUUGACCCAAACAAUAAAAUUGUUAAUGCCAAGCUCUAUUACAACAAAGCGACUGUCUGCGCCAAAUUGAAUCAGAUCAAAGAAGCUGUCGAAGCUUGUACUGCUGCCCUGGAACUUGACGAAAACUAUGUAAAGGCUCUUCUAAGACGUGCUAAAUGUUACUCUGAACUAUGUGAAUUUGAGGAAGCUGUCAAAGAUUACGAAAAACUAUACAAAAUCGAUAAAAGCAAAGAAAACAAACAACUAUUACAUCAAGCUAAACUAGCAUUAAAAAAAUCUAAGCGCAAGGAUUAUUAUAAAAUUCUUGGCAUUGAUAAAAGUGCAUCUGAAGAUGAAAUUAAGAAAGCUUAUAGAAAGCGGGCUUUGGUGCACCAUCCGGACAGGCACGCGGGCGCACCAGAUAUCGAACGCCGCGAACAAGAACGACGUUUCAAAGAAGUGGGCGAGGCUUAUGGCGUUCUCAGUGACCCGAAGAAACGUGUCCGGUACGACCACGGACAAGAUCUUAAUGAUGACGGAUCUAGCAUGGCAGACAUCGACCCCAAUGAGAUAUUCCAGACAUUCUGCAGUCGUGGUGGUCAAAAUUUCAAUAUGUGCUCGGGUGUCUUCCCCGGAAGUCCUUUCAGCUUUCAGUUUGGAUAA
This is a messenger RNA of Arctia plantaginis, 1482 nucleotides long. The record is from the annotation of a GenBank genome assembly. NCBI's taxonomy places the organism in Eukaryota, Metazoa, Arthropoda, Insecta, Lepidoptera, Erebidae.